CUCUCUCCCUCUCUCCCUCUCCCCCCCACCCCCCCACCAACGAGACCGAGCCCAACAAAAGUACCCGGCCUGGAAAGCUGAUUCCGGGGGCCCGAGAUGGACGCAGUGGGGUCCAGGAUGGGACGGUCGUCGUCUCGGUAUGGCUCCACCACCGUGUUCAACGGCCCGGUGAGGAGGUGGAAGAAGAAGUGGGUCCACGUGUCACCCUCCAAGCCGACCCUCAGCAGCUCUCACUCCCAGGCCAACGGUUCUGGAAGUAGCCUCUGCCUCUGCCGCUGGACCCCAAUCUCCUCCGGUGGCGGCGCCCCAGCUGCGGCCGAGGAGGAGGAGGAGCCCCGGAGGCGCAAGUUCCGCUACACUCCCAUUGCUGUACUAGAUGAACAAAGUAAGGCUGUUGCGAAGAAGUCUAAUGAAGAAGCUCUUCGAAAGCCAAUUGUUAAGAAUGAUGAGAUUUUUGAGAAGCGUGAUAUGGAUGAGGAGAUGCAGGAUUCUAGAAAGAGCGACUUGAAUCUGGGAUUGGACUUGGAAGGUACAGACAAUGGAAACAGCAGUGGAAUUGAGGAUGAAGAUGCCCAAUUGAAGGAAGCAAGCUCAAGUGGGUUUUGGUCCACUGGUUGAUGCUGAUGUUGUCCCGGCCAGAGAAGAUACUGAUUUGGAGCAUUGGGUUGGGUCUUCUACCUUUGUUUUUAGAUUGUAAUUAGUAGGCUUCAGGCGCUUCAGGUGCAGCUGUACAUAUAGAAAAAUCUAGAGUGUUCUGACUGUCUCACUCUGCUCGGUUAAAAUACAUAGUGUUUAUGUGGGUACGUAUAGUUAGGAAGCUUUAUUGCUUCUUGCUGAGUGGAAGAUGAUCAGUUUCUUUGUCUUUCAAGGAGCAUGACGAAGAUGAUUCAUUUC
Molecule: messenger RNA, 894 nt
Organism: Punica granatum (pomegranate)
Lineage: Eukaryota; Viridiplantae; Streptophyta; Magnoliopsida; Myrtales; Lythraceae
Source: RefSeq, a predicted model, not a curated record